GCGAGGUCUUGAUAUCGGUGUAUUCGUAAUGGGAAGACGGUAGACAGAAAUGUUUUAACUUGGUGGUUUCUGGAGAUUUUGCUUACUUCAGGUCGAGGAAUGUCGGCGCCGAAAGAAGCGAAGUACCGCAAGAGGGCGGCCAGCGAGGCCAUGUCCGGGUACGAGUACGAGAAGAAGAUGCUGGCGCUGGUGACGCUGCGGGCCUCGGGUCUCGGGAGGCCCUUCCGGCUCGCCACGGGCAUGCACCACGCCGGCAGGUUCGACGACGUCGUCCUCUCCGUCGGGGGAGGAACGGACGCCCGCCCCAGAGUGCUGUGCGUCCAGCUGAAGCACAAGCGCGGGUUCACGGUCAGGACCGACACCCUCGCGGGCACCAACAAGGACUUCUCCCUGCUCAGGUACUUCGACGAUUACUGCGAGAUGAAGAGGCUCUACCCGCAAGAAGAAGAUCUCAAGUCGCUCGGUCCGUUUGACGAAUUCGCCGUGAUCAUCUACACCAACGCCAAGUCCGUCAUUUCGGAGGAAAUGCUCGAAAUUUCUUCGGACCACGGACUCCUGCUACCAACAGGAGGAACCGUCUUCAAGGUUCGCGAUGACAGCAGCUUGAGAAGACAUCUUGAAAAUCACUGCGGUGAUGACAAAUUGAAACUUGACAGUUUGGGAGAGUUCCUUCGUAAAUUUGAAUUACACGUCGGACAACCAGAUCACAGCAAACUGGACCAGUUAAUCACUGAAGACAUAGCAAAACGUUGCAAGGUCAGCCAAUGUGGUGCCCAAGAGAUACUGAAGAAAUUCAUGGCUUCAGUAGCUCAAUGGUGGGGCUCUUGUGAGAAUAAAGCAUAUUUUAUAACCAACAAUAAUUUGGAUAAACUGUUUCACGAAAUCAAUUUCAGAUUAAUUCCAGAUAUACCCAUACUUCCCAGCCACAUGAUGCAAUUUGAAAAUUUUGGCUUGGAGUUUCUGUCUGAUGAGUUAGAUAAGUUAUGUGCCGAAUUUUCUUUCAGCAGUGAGAGUACAAUGACAAUGAUUUUGGCACAAGAAACUUCUACCAGUCUGGCAUGCCUUAAAGUAAAACAAGCUGUUUCCACCAUUUUUAAACAUUCCAUAAUACUCGAUUUGGAUACAGCCUGGAGGUAUAAAGAUGAAGUGCUAAAUGUGUGGCCCAGUGAAUGGUGUCCUCUUCUUGUAAUAGAAUGUCCAGAAACGUGCACGCAACCAAAUAACAAAGACAAAAUACACAGCUUCAUUCCUGACCGAUGUCAAAAAGACAUCUGGCAUCUGAUGCUCAUAACUAAAGAGCGCCAUUUAUUAAAAAAUAUUUCUUGUUGUGAUAAAUUUACAACCAGUGCAAAGCAUGUAACAUGCGAAUUUCCUGAAUUUACAGCAAAGUCAAAAGAAAUCAUAAUGGAAAGGAAGAUCAUGUUUCAGGGCCAAGAUGUGUGCAUAGGUUCCAUUCUACACCUUGAUGAAACAACAGAAAGAACUGUCGGAAGUGUCUUAUUGGCUAGGCUUGUCGAUGAACGGGAGCCAAUAGAAAUAGGAAAGCCAAUUUCUGGACUUUUGCCAUACUAUGUGAGCCGCCAGGUACAAUUGUAUGAUUCUGUGUCUUUAGAUAUUCUGUGGACUGACCAACCAGUUUUGUUUGCUAUAAGUGGUGUAGAUCAGAAAGAUAUUGAGAAACUGUUGAAAGAGCAAGAGUUUUCGAGAAAUGGCUGUAGUGUACCUGAAUCCCCAAUGAAAAUUCUUAAUGCUACUGAGAACAUUUACCUUACAGAUGGAAACAAUCCUUCUUGUGAGCUUCAAUAUUUUCAGUCUACUUCAACCAGAUUUAUUAAAGAGAAUGUAAACAUAGGUAAUACAGUAAAUGUUUUUAAUAAAAAGUACAAAAUAUGUAAUUAUAUUACCAUUCAAUCUGAGAAAGAUUUUGAAGAUUUGUGUGGAUUGCAUCAAAAUGUUCACUGGUUACACAUGGCAGAAAAUAAGUUGUUUUGGCGCCAGUCACAUGGUGACACUGCAGUUGUCCACGAAAACUUUGAACGAAAUAAUACCACUAUUCAGGAUGAAAAUGAUUUUUGGAGAAUCUCCAGCAAGAACGUUGUUAUAACAGCCGAGCCUGGUAUGGGCAAAACCUCGUUACUGAAUCAUCUAAUUUAUCAGCAGAAAAAAGUCGAUACUUGUGCAUGGGUAGUGUGUGUGUCAAAUGACAAUACUAUGGAAGAAUGGCUCGCGAAAGACGAUAAAAUUCCAGGAAAAUCUUCAGCAGACUCUGUCCUUGUAAUAAAUGCUAUUAAAAAUGGUGAUGAGGCCGAGAAGGCUAUAUUCAAACAUGCUUUAGAUGUUUCUCCGGAAAAUAUAAUUGUGAUAGUAGACUGUGUAGAAGAAUUCUUUCCUGAGAGUGAAAACGCAUUUAAGAAUUUUAUCGUAGAACUUCAAAAACUUAAUCUCAAGAAAAUAGUAUUAUCUUCCAGGCAAAUGGAAGGAGUUGAUUUGAGGGAACUUUUACAAGUAACUGAAAUUUGUUUAAUGCCAUUAAAUCAACAAAAAUGCCAAAUGUUGCUUUCCAAGUACUGGAAAUUUUUGCAAGGGGAAGAUUUAGAUGAGCAAAGUCAAAAAAAUAUUGUUGAAGGAUUUAUAAAAACAACCGGCGGAGGUUUCGUUGCGAACCCUUCGCAUUUGGUAAUGCUUUUGGAGGUAUAUAAAAACAACCAUUCAAAUCAACUGCUCAAUAAUGGUAUUGACUUAUUUCAGUUAUUGGAUACUUGGAUCAGCAUGAAGACCGAUACAUCACUUUCAUGCAAGAUGGGCGAGAAUAAAAACUUGGGAAAACAAGUCGUUCAUGCUUACCAGGGAAGAAUUAACAAUAUUCAUAUGAUAACGUCGAUUCGGUCUCUACUUUCUGAUAAUGAUUUUCGAUGUUUUGUGGAAGAAAAAACGAGAAAUGAAGUCACGGAGUUUAUUGAGUUACUGACAACAGAAUAUUCAGAUUAUUUCAAGGCAGAAAUAUUAACUGGUGCCUUAAACGGAAAGCCAAAAUUUCUGCACAAACUGUAUGCUGAUUAUUUGUUUCCGCGGUGGUUGUUAGUAAAUUUGUCAGAAAACAUAAAUCUCUUAGAGAAAAUUAUUUUUUUUCAAAAAUAUUCUACUGUUAAAGAUGUAUGGAACCAACUGGUUUGCCAGAAUAAGCCGCUUCAUAAGGCAGUUCUCUGCAAAGACGUUCAACAAUUAUCAGAACUACUGGCCACGGGAAUAGUUAAUGUGAAUGCAAGGGACGAUGUUUGCAGAACCACUCUACAUAUUGCUGCUGGCCUGAGUGCUAAAGAUCAAGCCUCGAUAGUCCAGGAUCUGCUUCACCAUAAAGCAGACGCCUCAGCAGUUUACCAGUUUAAUAUGACUCCCGCCGCCAUCAAUUCAAACCCUUCGUCAAGUGACUGGGUGUUUCUAGGCAGCAUUCUCCAGCAUCAGACAGGGAGCUCGGAUAUCGAUACUGUGGUUAAAAUUCUCGCUGGAAAACCUGUUUCUGCAAUGAGUGGCAUCUACACAGCAUGCAGAUGUGGAUACGUCAACUUACUAAACAUUCUUUCUCGAGUAGUUGACACCACUGAUCAAGCAAUACAAUUAACUUUAUGCGAGAUUCUACAUUUUGCUUGCCGUGCUGGUCAGUACGAAAUAGUUAAAUGUUUAAUUGAUCAAUUUGGAAUGCCGCCUGAAAUAAGACAUAAAUUAUUCAGGUCCCCUUUACACGCAGCAUGCAUGGGUGGAUCUUUGCAGAUUGUAAAAUAUUUAGUUAAUGAUAAGAAUAUCGAUCCCAACGAAGAAAUAGGUGGACUGGCACCUGUGCAAUGUGCUGUUUCAGACGCGAAACUUGAAAUAAUGAAGUACUUGAUUAAUGACCACGCCGCAGAUGUUAAUGUUCAAGAUGUAUGGGGUAAAACACUUCUACACCUAGACGUUGAAAAUGACAGUGUAGAAACAAUCGAAAUAGGUGGGAUGGCACCUGUGCAAUGUGCUGUUUCAGACGCGAAGCUUGAAAUAAUGAAGUACCUGAUUAAUGACCACGACGUAGAUGUUAGUAUUCAAGACGUAUGGGGUAAAACCCUUCUACACCUAGCCGUUGAAUAUGACAGUGUAGAAACAAUCGAAUACUUGGUGAAAUGUUGCAAAAUGGAUGUCAAUAUCGCAGACAACUCUGGUAACACCCCAAUCAGGUACGCGCAAAUUCUGGGAAGAAGGAGAGCGUAUUCGUUUUUAAGGCAUGAAUGCGAAACAACAUAGUGACUUUUCAUCAUUAUUUAUUUUAUGCAUGUAUCUGCUUCAACGUAUCUGCUUCAGUAACUAGUAAUAUUUAUUUUGCAGUUACUACUAUUUCCUGCUAAGAUAUAGGUGGUGUAAUGUAUAAAAUGUUACUAUCAUAACAAACUGUUUUUAUCCCAUACUAAUGUUAUUGACUGCAAUUAAAAUAAAUAGUUAAUUCGAGUGGAUCUCAAUAUCUUAUUUUACAUUGUGUGUGUGUUCUUCCUAGGCUAUUAUUACACAGGCCCGUGUGCCGAACCUAUCCCACAAGACACGCGCCUCGCCCGUUGACCCAAGUGAUUCUAACAAAAGUGUGGGGGUGCAUCAUUGAUUCACCGUACACUGAGCGAGUCAUAGAGACCUGGGUUUCUAGCCGCGCACACACUAAAUGCCUCGGAUGGCAGUAGUCUUCAAGGACUGCAGUGAGCGGACAGUCUGGCAGAGUGAGCCACUGUCUAACCUAGCUCAUAAGUGACUGAUCGGCGUGAGACUGUUUUUUUUAUGACUGAGAGAGUCCUUCUUUGAAUUUAAAGUGUAAAUAUUAGUAGCAAUUAAAACUGUAUAAAACACUUUUACCCU
Bacillus rossius redtenbacheri is the source of this 4869-nucleotide messenger RNA. RefSeq lists its product as uncharacterized. The record is from RefSeq and is a predicted model, not a curated record. Gene Ontology annotation, cellular component: nucleus; cytoplasm. Gene Ontology annotation, molecular function: protein binding. The transcript is spliced from 2 exons. Bases 100 to 4272 code for a protein of 1390 amino acids. Lineage: Eukaryota; Metazoa; Arthropoda; Insecta; Phasmatodea; Bacillidae.